Messenger RNA from Chenopodium quinoa (quinoa), 1532 nucleotides. Its product is annotated as glyoxylate/hydroxypyruvate reductase HPR3-like. Gene Ontology annotation, cellular component: cytosol. Gene Ontology annotation, molecular function: NAD binding; hydroxypyruvate reductase [NAD(P)H] activity; glyoxylate reductase (NADPH) activity. The coding region runs from base 295 to 1308 and encodes 337 amino acids. The record is from RefSeq and is a predicted model, not a curated record. The transcript has 2 exons. Lineage: Eukaryota; Viridiplantae; Streptophyta; Magnoliopsida; Caryophyllales; Amaranthaceae.
CCUUAAUUAUAUUUAACAAAACUAAAGACUAAAUAACAAAAAACAUCUAAUUUGGUCAUUUAAUCUGACUAGGCCUGACCUGAUUCGGUGUACUCUGAUCAAAUAAUUAUUUCUAAAGAAUCUACUAUUUAAAUGUAAUACGGAGUAUCUACUUAUAGCCUAAAUUAUUUUCAUGCAACAAUGUACUCUCCUGUCUCCUCCUUUAAAAUCUCCCAAACUCUUAAAUUAGUCUUUCAAGACAUAUUCAAUUAAGAAUAAUAAUAAUAAUAAUAAUAGAAAAAAUAAAAAAACAAUAUGUCGGACACCAUAAUCUCCCACUCUCACAUUCAACAAGUGAAGGAAAAACCCCUCCUCAUUAUCCACCGCAUACCCUCCUACACAUGCUUCUUCCACCACCGCCUCGCCCCCAAUUUCACUCUCCUGGAGCCCUUUGACGCCGUUGGCGCUGACUCCUCCGCUAUCCAAUCUUACUUGAGAACCAACGGUAGUGGUGCACGUGCUCUUGUCUGCGUAUGGGCAUCUCCACUAAGGAAGGACAUCUUAGAUUGCCUUCCCUCUUUGGAGCUUGUUGUGGUCGCUUGCGCUGGCUACAACCAUAUUGAUCUUUCAGAGUGCCGCCGUCGAGGGAUCCUUGUUGCUAAUGUUGGCGACGUAUCCUCAGAAGAUGUAGCCGAUUACACUGUUGGAAUGCUCCUUGAUGUGCUCCGUAAGUUUUCUGCCGCUGACCGAUAUGUUCGCGGCGGAGUUUGGCCCCGACCAGGGGAGUUCCCUCUGGGCUCUAGUAUGCGUGGAAAGCGAAUAGGCAUAGUCGGCCUUGGAAGCAUAGGUACAUUUGUUGCAAACCGACUUAUACCAUUUGGUUGUACUAUUGCAUACAACUCUAGGCAGAAGAAAUCCUCUGUUUCAUUUCCAUACUAUGCCAAUGUCUAUGACUUGGCCCUCGACAGUGACAUUCUCAUCCUUUGUUGCUCGUUAACCGAUCAAACUCACCAUAUAAUCGACAAGAAGGUAUUGACUGCUUUAGGAAAGGAUGGAUAUGUCAUUAAUGUUGGCCGAGGUGCUCUAAUCAACGAAAAUGAAUUGGUGCAAUCUUUGGUGGAAGGCGAAAUUGGAGGGGCUGGUCUUGAUGUGUUCGAAUACGAGCCUAAUAUUUCGAAAGAGCUAUUCGGUUUAGACAAUGUAGUCUUAUCCCCUCAUCGAGCGGCCUUUACUCCACAAUCCUUUAAGGCUGUCGAAGACAUUGUUGUAGCAAACUUGGAAGCCUUCUUUUCUAACAAACCAUUAAUUACUCCUAUAAGAUUGGAGUAGAUUAUAAUAUGUACAAUUUGUUAUUUAUGUUGCAAUAAUUUCUUAUAUUCAAGUAUAAUUAAACGAUCGACCUUUUUGUUUUAGUAAAAACUAAUGUGUAGCCCGUGUGUUGCACCGGGUUGCUACUUUAAUUAUUCCUUGUGAUAAUAUGUAUUUAAUGUUUAUAAUUUUUUUAAUUAUGAAUUAUAUACAUUUAUUUUCAUUUUAUAACAUAGUUGAUAAUU